Messenger RNA from Trypanosoma grayi, 422 nucleotides. RefSeq lists its product as hypothetical. The annotation marks the transcript as partial. The transcript has a single exon. The record is from RefSeq and is a predicted model, not a curated record. NCBI's taxonomy places the organism in Eukaryota, Euglenozoa, Kinetoplastea, Trypanosomatida, Trypanosomatidae.
CGGCCCCGUCGCGCCGCGCCGGCGCGGAGGGCGCAACCACCGUCAGUGCGCCACUCUCCGUGCCGAUCUCAUGCUGGUCGGUGUCUGCGUGCCACUUUGCAUCCGCAAGCCGCAAGGCGGGUAUAGAGAUGGCACGCUUCGGCUGCAGCGUGUCGUCGUUGUCGGCUGUGUCAACGACGUGCGCCUGCAGCUUCAGCAGGGAUUCCAUCGUCCGCCCCAAUAUUAAUUGGUCUGGGUGCUGCAGUCCUUUCCUGCAGAGUAAACUUCAGGGAAAGUAUGCCCUCCACCCCCAACAACAACAAGAAAACACCAAUACCAACAAACAUAGAAGCAGGAAACAAUAUUCUCGCAAGAGGAUUGAAGAGCAGAUGCGAGUACUCCCCCUACUCAAUGAACUCGGAAGGGGGAAACAAACAAAAUAA